AUGGAUAACGCAGACGUGAGCCCUCUAGCUCGCUCGAGAGCUAAAACCGUACAGUCGGUCGCUAUAACGGAGUCGGUCGCUGCCGAUGCGCUUCCUUUGUCGGCACACGAAGAGGACGAGAAUUCUGGCCCGGACGUUUUUGAGAAAGCGGCAUCGCCCGAGACAGCAAUGGGUGACGACGGCCAGCCCGAAGAGGAGGGCUCGGUGCUAUCGCGGAGUGUUCAGGGACAACCGGAAGAGCUGCCAGUUGAGUUGGCCAGCUUAACUGACCGCUUCGUGAACUCAUUGACCGCCAAAGUCCAUUCCUCCCCUCCCACGAUAGACAGGAUAUCUAGUCUCUACCAGGAUUUCUACGUCAAAGCAGACUCCCAUAUCGCCACACAUAUAUCUGCUCUGGCUUCUCGAAUAAAUCGCGACCCCAGCCAAGCGACACUCGGUGGCACCCCGUCGAAAACUAAGAAUAAGGACUUCGAAAAUGUCACUCCCGGUCGACAGAUGUUGACCGCCUCAGAAGUUACGGAGAAAAGACAAGCACGAAAGCUACUCGCUUCCAAGCGCCUCGGUCUGGAAGAAGCCGUGGAACGACGAGCUUGUGAGACGAUUUAUGACAAAAUAUGGAGACACAAAAGCACGCUCGACGAAGUACGAGAUGAGAAAUUGCGCUCGAAGACGGCGGCAUUGCUCCUAGUUGGAAUCAAUCUCAAAGACUUGGGGGUGGACGUUGAUAUGACCAGUAUCAGCCCGGAAAGGCAGAAGGAAGUGGAUGAGGGUCUUUCUCUUGCCCGUGAUUGUCUUGCGAAGAUGAAUGAGGAGAAGUAUCCUCUGGGAAAGCUCCAGCAUCUUGCAGCUGCCCACAAGGCCAUUGUGGACGCCUUGACGAAAUUACUACCUUCCUCCUCUUCUGCCGAUGAGAUUUUACCUACUUUGAUCUACUCACUUAUCACCUGCCCGCCGGAGGGCAUUAACAUCAUAAGCAAUCUCUAUUUCAUCCAAAGAUUCAGGUCGUCGGGCAAAAUUGAUGGCGAAACGGCAUAUUGCUUGACGAAUCUCGAGGCCGCAAUCAGCUUCCUAGAGAAUGUGGAUCUUUCCGAACUUCGCUCAGAUCUACCGGAAGGGCAGACGAAAGUUGCCCUUGAAGCGGUUGAUCCUCUUCCCAUCAGCCAUGAAACGCCCGUCUCCUCUGUUCCAGCUGAGGCAUCCGGUGAAUUCUCGAAACCCACCGGCAAGGAGGGUGCCUCCAACACUUUGCCCCGGCGUCAUAACCCUGCUUCAACCCAGCAACGUCUUAACAACAUAUUCCAACCUCCUUCAAAAGUGCUUGGGGCCGCAAAUGAUGUUGUGCGCAAUACUGCGGACCAGGGCUUGAAGAACAUUGGUGCAUCACUUGACAGUAGCUUCAACUUCCUCUUUGGCCGUCUGAAAGAACUGCAGUCAAGCCAGCCGGCCGGUAAAGAAGGGGGCAAUCCUGUCCUGCCCAAAACUUUAGCCGAAGCCCGGCGUCUGGUCGCGGCUCCGGUUUCUGGCGACCAGAACUCGGGCAAAGACGACAGUCCGGCGCAGUCGACCGCUUCUAAUGACCGACCUCCUCUAAGGCGCAUCGGUUCAAAGGCUGAGGAUGCAUUCCUAGGACUAGUCACGGGUCAACGAACUCCCCGUGACCGGAGUGUGGAUAGUGUCCGAACACAGGGCAGCGGCAGGAAGGCUACUCCCGGAAGUUCUAUCAAAGAUGAGCCCUCAACCGGGGGCUUCUCGCAAGGUUCAGCUGGCUCCCAGCCCCCUACACCUUUAGAAUCCAUGCGGAACUUCGGAAAUACUCUCAACCCUCUCAAUCAUAUCCCGGGCAUGAUCCGAAGCUUCGGGCGUCCGGUCCCCGACGGUUCUGGAGGGAUCGCAACGCCUCCAGAGAAGGCUCGACCAACGCCCGGCUCACGCGAGGUUUCCUCAGGAAGUGCUGCACCCUCCUCCUCCGCGAAAAUCGACCCUCCCAUUCAGCGAUUUCUUCAGACCCAGAACGUCGACGAUCUCACAAUAAAAGAUGUUGCCGCCUUACUGGAAGACUACAAGAGAAUUUCUGCAUUGUUGUUGAAGCAGGACUCCAAUUACAAAUAA
This is a messenger RNA of Aspergillus melleus, 2109 nucleotides long. Its product is annotated as VPS9 domain-containing protein. The coding region runs from base 1 to 2109 and encodes 702 amino acids. The transcript has 2 exons. Gene Ontology annotation, biological process: vesicle-mediated transport. The record is from RefSeq and is a predicted model, not a curated record. Gene Ontology annotation, cellular component: cytosol; endocytic vesicle. Lineage: Eukaryota; Fungi; Ascomycota; Eurotiomycetes; Eurotiales; Aspergillaceae. Gene Ontology annotation, molecular function: small GTPase binding; guanyl-nucleotide exchange factor activity.